UAAGGGAUUUAACACAAUUUAACAUCGCCUCUCUCUCUCUCUCCAUGGAAAUUUGAGUAUAGUUCUCACACAUUUUAACGGGCUUCGAGGGAUCCAUAUUCCAUAGUAGCCAUGGGAAAAUGCACGAAGAAAGCAAAGAUGACGUCUGACGUAGCCCUCACGGAUGUCUCAGACUCACACUCCUACCUCGGUAUCCGCACCCACACCAAAGCCCUACCCCUCUUUCAGCGCCUUCCAUCCGCCGCCGCCUGUUCCCUCCAGCUCCGCUCCAUGCAGCCGCAGAAUUCACGACGCAGCUACGGUUGCAGAGGUGAAGAAUACACCGAAAUUGGAAGGCAUGAGAAUUUUUCACCGCCACAUUCUGCUCAAGGAGAAAAUAAUUUGGAUUCUGAUGUUCCACAAAGUUCCACCGGGGCCAUAACUAGGACAAAGCAAGCAUGUUCGAGUCGAAGGGCACAAAACGCAUAUGUUAGGAUCGCUCCUCCUGCGCAUGAACUGGAGGAGUUUUUCGCCCGCGAGGAGCAAUUGGUGCAACGCCGUUUUGCCGAAAAGUACAAUUUUGAUAUUGUGAAAGAUUUGGCGCUGCGUGGACGCUACGAAUGGGUAGCAGUGAGACCAUAAAAUGAGUGUGUGUGUUUAUUUGGAAGAGAGUAGGGGUGUUUGUUUGGUCACUAACAAUACGCAUGUAGAAAUUCCCUAGAAAGUGUAAUCAAUCAUUAAGCUUGCUUCAAGUUUCCUACCCUUGUAAAUACGUAUUUUUCAUGUGUAAUUCUCCUUUACGAGCUUCCUUGAAAAUCCUGCUGUUUUAUGGUA
Molecule: messenger RNA, 813 nt
Organism: Salvia hispanica
Lineage: Eukaryota; Viridiplantae; Streptophyta; Magnoliopsida; Lamiales; Lamiaceae
Product: cyclin-dependent kinase inhibitor 3-like
Biological process (GO): negative regulation of cyclin-dependent protein serine/threonine kinase activity
Cellular component (GO): nucleus
Molecular function (GO): cyclin-dependent protein serine/threonine kinase inhibitor activity
Source: RefSeq, a predicted model, not a curated record